CUAGAAGCUAAUGGGAAUCUACGUUUAUAUAGAUGGGAUAAUGAUGUUAAUGGUUCCCGCCAAUGGGUUCCAGAAUGGGCGGCUGUCUCCAAUCCUUGUGAUAUUGCAGGAAUAUGUGGUAAUGGGAUAUGUAAUCUCGACAGAAGUAAGACUAAUGCCUCAUGUACAUGCUUGCCUGGUGCUACCAAACACGGCAAACAGUGUUCCGAAAACUCACCAUUAAUCCAAGAAUGUAAUCACAGAAACGAUCAGACGUCUCAGUUUAAAAUUUCAACAGUCCAACAAACAAAUUACUACUUCUCUCAGUCUUCAAUUCUAGCUAAUUACAGUGACAUUAAAACAGUUUCAAAAUGUGGUGAUGCAUGUUUAUCAAACUGUGAAUGUGUGGCUUCAGUGUAUGGGUUAGAUGACGAGAAACCUUAUUGUUGGGUGCUAAGGAGCUUGGAUUUUGGUGGGUUUGAAGAUCCUGGUUCGACCCUAUUCAUGAAGAUCAGGUCUAACGAAUCAAUAGAUCAGAACAGAGGUGGCUCAAGUGAUUCGUCAGAUGGGUCUAAUGAUGUCAAAGAGAAGGUUCUCAUUAUCCCAGUUGUUCUUAGUAUGACAUUUCUUGUUGGACUGCUUUGUCUUUUAUUAUACUAUAAUGUUCAUAGGAAGAGAGCAAUGAGGAGAGCUCUUGAGACCAACUUGAUUUUGUCUGGUGCACCCAUGAAUUUUAGCUAUCGAGAUCUACAGAUUCGUACGAAUAAUUUUUCAGAGCUACUCGGAACAGGAGGUUUUGGAAGAGUAUACAAGGGAAGCCUUGUAGAUGGGACUUUGGUUGCAGUAAGAAAUAGACAGAGUUUGCCUCAUGGCGAGAAGGAGUUUAUAACUGAAGUUAAUACUAUUGGCUCUAUGCAUCAUGUAAACCUAGUUCACCUUUGUGGUUAUUGUUCUGAGGGCUCACACCGUCUCUUGGUGUACGAAUUUAUGAAGAAUGGAUCAUUGGACAAAUGGAUUUUCCCUUCACAUACAAGCCAGGAUAAGCAUCUAGAUUGGCCAACUCGGCUCAACAUCGCCAUUGGCACUGCCCAAGGGAUUGCAUACUUCCACGAGCAAUGCAGAAAUCGGAUAAUUCAUUGCGAUAUAAAGCCUGAAAAUAUUUUGCUAGAUGAGAACUUCUGUCCAAAAGUUUCGGAUUUUGGACUGGCUAAGCUAAUGGGAAGAGAGCACUCUCGUGUUGUAACUAUGGUGAGAGGCACAAGAGGUUACUUGGCUCCUGAAUGGAUCAGUAAUCGACCCAUUACAGUAAAAGCUGAUGUCUACAGCUAUGGCAUGCUUCUUCUGGAGAUUGUUGGUGGGAGGAGAAAUCUUGAUAUGUCUUUUGAUGUAGAGGACUUCUUUUAUCCUGGAUGGGCUUUUAAGGAGAUGAUAAAUGGGACAGCAACAAGAGUUGCAGACAGGAGAUUACAAGGGGCAGUGGAAGAAGAAGAGGUGACAAGGGCAUUGAAAGUUGCCUUUUGGUGUAUCCAAGAUGAGGUGUCUGUGAGGCCUUCAAUGGGCGAAGUGGUGAAGAUGUUGGAAGGAUCAGUAGUGGAAAUAAACACACCGCCCAUGCCACAAACUGUCUUGGAAUUGAUUGAGGAAGGGCUGGAUAGUGUGUACAGGGCCAUGAAGAGGGAGGUUAAUCCCUACAGUUCCUUUACCAUUACUACUCAAGCUUCUUUUCGCACUCAGGCUACUUGUAGUUAUUCCACAAUGUCGCCUAGAUAAUAAUAAUAAUAAUAACAAUAAUGUCUAAAAGCAAAGGAAAAUUUUGUUAAAUUUCUCUACAUGAUCUAAAUUGAUCGAUAGGUUUCUAAUCAUGACAAAGUUCUGGUCAAACUGUUCAAUUGGCCGAAUAUCAAAUCAG
Messenger RNA from Carica papaya (papaya), 1888 nucleotides. Lineage: Eukaryota; Viridiplantae; Streptophyta; Magnoliopsida; Brassicales; Caricaceae. The record is from RefSeq and is a predicted model, not a curated record.